Rotaria sp. Silwood2 is the source of this 450-nucleotide messenger RNA. The record is from the annotation of a GenBank genome assembly. NCBI's taxonomy places the organism in Eukaryota, Metazoa, Rotifera, Eurotatoria, Philodinida, Philodinidae.
AUGCCAGAUUCACUCAAGGUGAUCGGAUCUACCGGUGGUAUCUAUGGUACACCGACUACUGAUUUGAAUUCAGUGCUAGCCGUAAUGCAAACAGCUAUGAAGAACGGUAAUGGCGGUGACAUACCCGAGAAUGAUAUCGAAGCAAUUUUAUAUGGCAUCGCACAAUGUCCGAACUGUUCGAAUUUGAUUCAUAUAGCUGACAACCAAGCCACUCCACGUGAUAUGGUUUUACUUCCAUAUGUGAAUAAACCUGUGAAAGUCAUUACUUGUCAGCUGAACUCAACACCUGUCAACCCAGCUUUGCUUACCAUUGCUGCUCAAACAGGUGGUUCUCUACACACUCUCGAACAAGAUAUUAUAAACUUAUCGAGUAUCCCGGUGAAUGGUACAAUUGUCAUUGGAGGAUAUACAUAUCAACGAACAACAAAUGGUUACAUAAGGAUCCGCUAG